AUGGAGACGUUUUUUAAUGAAACCUUUAAGUACCUGGAGGAGAACCUGAUGAGAACAAGGACUAUCCUCAACAAUGUCAGAUCCAGCCGCAGUGCCUUCUCUGUCGCUCUGACCAACGCGAACACUUUAACGUGCACUGGUCCAUUCCGUGAUGACACGUUCGUCAGAUAUUCGCAUGUCUUCAUCAACUUGGGAAACGGCUAUGAUGUCAGCACUGGUUUUUUCACUGCUCCUCGCUCUGGUGUCUACAGCUUGGCACUCACUGUCUACAGUGAUGCUGGAGCUCCUGCAAGCUCACUGGCUGCCUGCGUCAAUCUGCAGGUUAACAAUGUAGUGGUGGCAGGACCUCAAGAAAGAAAUCAGCAAGACCAAGAAGACAGUGCCUCUAUUGUUAUUGUCGUUCACCUGCAAGCUGGGGACAUUGUGACUGUCCACCUGCCCAUUGGGUGUUUCCUCUGUGAUGACAAAAGCCACUACAACACCUUCUCUGGCUACUUGCUGUAUGGUACUGAAUAAUUUAGUUAGGCGUAGCUGCGCUGUCAUUUUACUUAGGAUUUACUGACAGGUUUGUCUGUAGAUGAAAUACUGUAGUUGACAGUCUUGCCUUGUAGUCCUGAAUUUAUAUUCUCUAUCGUAAAUAUACAUUCAAAUAUAGUGCUCUCAGCUUUAUUUUACAUGUUUUAGUUCAGCACAAACAAACCAGCAUUACUUGAUGGAAGAAAGACAUCAAGGUCAAAGUGCAUCAAGAUUUGUAAAAGUGUUUUUUUUUUUUUUUAAUGUAAUGAGUUUUAUCCAAUCCUGAUAAAGUACCUGUGUUCUGACAUCCACCUGUAUAAUGACAAGAAAAUAAAC
Sphaeramia orbicularis (orbiculate cardinalfish) is the source of this 852-nucleotide messenger RNA. Its product is annotated as complement C1q-like protein 4. NCBI's taxonomy places the organism in Eukaryota, Metazoa, Chordata, Actinopteri, Kurtiformes, Apogonidae. Gene Ontology annotation, cellular component: synapse. The transcript has 2 exons. Bases 1 to 516 code for a protein of 171 amino acids. The record is from RefSeq and is a predicted model, not a curated record. Gene Ontology annotation, molecular function: protein binding. Gene Ontology annotation, biological process: maintenance of synapse structure.